GAGACGUGAUUAGAUGUGCGUGAGGGAGGCAUAGUGUGGGAGUGUUGCUGUCUCUUGGCCAUGGCCUGUCUGAUGGCCGCCUGGUCUGUCCACAACCCCACCGUCACCAACUCCAUCAUCAUGAACACGAACGGGCCACCGGACCUGAUGUUGGACCCCCGGACGGUGUGCGUUUGUAUGGACGAGGUGGUCAGUAAGCGGCCGGUGGGCAGCCAGCAGACGCCGCUGCUGCAGGGACACCUGAAGAAGGUGGACAACAACCUGACGGAGGCCCAGAGGUUCUCCUCGCUACCUCGGAGACCGGCGGUCAACAUCGAGUUCAAAGACGUCUCCUACUCCGUCAGAGAGGGCCCCUGGUGGAGGAAGAAAGGUUACAAAACUCUGCUCAAAGGGAUCUCUGGGAAAUUCACCAGUGGGGACCUGGUGGCCAUCAUGGGGCCCUCAGGAGCUGGAAAGUCCACCCUCAUGAAUAUCCUGGCUGGGUACAGGGAGACCGGGAUGAAGGGGGAGAUCCUGAUCAACAGCCAGCCCAGAGACCUGCGCUCCUUCAGGAAAGUUUCCUGUUACAUCAUGCAGGAUGACAUGCUGCUGCCGCACCUCACUGUGCAGGAGGCAAUGAUGGUCUCAGCCAACCUGAAGUUGCAGGAGAAGGUGGAGGCUCGCAGAGAGAUGGUCCGGGAGAUUCUGAUGGCUCUGGGUUUACUGGACUGUGCUAAAACCAGGACGUCUCACCUGUCGGGGGGUCAGAGGAAGAGACUGGCCAUUGCUCUGGAGCUCGUCAACAAUCCACCGGUCAUGUUCUUCGACGAGCCCACCAGCGGUUUGGACAGCUCGUCCUGUUUCCAGGUGGUGUCUCUGUUGAAAGCUCUGGCUCAGGGAGGACGAACUGUCAUCUGCACCAUCCACCAGCCGAGCGCCAAACUGUUCGAACUGUUCGACAAGCUGUACGUCCUGAGUCAGGGUCAGUGUAUCUACAGAGGGAGGGUCUCCAGUCUGGUUCCCUACCUGAGAGACCUCGGACUCAACUGCCCCACCUACCACAACCCUGCUGACUUCGUGAUGGAGUUGGCGUCUGGAGAGUACGGCGACCAGACGGUCAGAUUGGUGAAGGCCAUUCAGGACAGGAAGUGUGAGAAGGACUAUCAGACGGAGUUGAACGGAGACACAAACCACCACCUGUUCCUGUGGCAGCGCACAGAGGAAGAGUCCUCAUCAUCUGAAGGUUGUCACAGCUUCUCAGCCAGCUGCAUGACCCAGUUCUCCAUCCUGUUCCGGAGAACCUUCCUCAGCAUCCUCAGAGACUCGGUGCUGACCCACCUGAGGAUCUCGUCUCACAUUGGGAUCGGCGUUCUGAUUGGUCUGCUCUACCUGGGAAUUGGAAACGAGGCCAAGAAGGUUCUGAGUAACUCAGGGUUCCUGUUCUUCUCCAUGUUGUUCCUCAUGUUUGCUGCGCUGAUGCCCACUGUGCUCACAUUUCCCCUGGAGAUGGGAGUUUUCCUGAGGGAACACCUGAACUACUGGUACAGCCUGAAGGCGUACUACCUGGCCAAAACCAUGGCUGACGUCCCCUUUCAGGUGGUCUUCCCGGUGGUCUACUGCAGUAUUGUGUACUGGAUGACGGCUCAGCCUCCGGACGCCGGACGUUUCUUCCUCUUCCUGUCUCUGGGGGUCCUGACCUCUCUAGUGGCUCAGAGUCUUGGUCUGCUGAUCGGAGCCGCUUCCACUUCGCUGCAGGUGGCGACAUUUGUGGGACCGGUCACAGCGAUCCCGGUGCUGCUGUUCUCCGGGUUCUUCGUCAGCUUCGACACCAUCCCCUGGUACCUGCAGUGGAUGUCCUACAUCUCCUAUGUCAGAUACGGUUUCGAGGGUGUCAUCUUGUCCAUCUAUGGUCUGGAUCGAGAGGAUCUUCACUGUGACGAAGACGACACAUGUCACUUCCAGAAGUCCGAGGCCAUCCUGAAGGAGCUGGACAUGCUGGAUGCAAAACUCUACCUGGACUUCAUUGUGCUCGCCAUCUUCUUCUUCUCUCUGAGGCUCAUCGCUUACUUUAUCCUGCGUUACAAGAUCAACGCUGAGAGGUAGACCAGGACUAGGACAAAGAGAAGGACAAUGAUGAAGAGACACAGAUGGAGGAGAUUUGAGCGUCCUGCAUUUAGGCCAAUGUUAGUGUGUAGCUGUGGAGUUUGUCUACAUGUGAACACUGAAUCUACUUUGGCUUGCUGUUAAAAAAAUGACAUGAAGAAGAGACGAUGGAGCAGCAGAGUCCAGUCUAAUCCAGUCCAGUGGGUCUGAAGGGGACGUCACAGGCCUGCAGAUGUAGAAUAGAUUCGGUUGAAGGUCUCAGUCACUGAGGACAAAGUGAGGACAUUCAGGUCCUGCAGGAUCAGGAGCUGGUCUCCUGAUUCCUGAUGAUUUCACUGUGCCACAACAGCCUGUCUGACAGGACUGGAGACCUGAUGUCCCACUCUCAGAGUAAAAGCUGCUCCAGUCGGCAACGUGACGUGGACAGACUCCGUUUAAAGUUUCUGGCUCUGGAUGCUCAUGAUCAGUAUGUUUUUAAAGAGUCUGAGUCUCAGGUCAGAGACCACAUUAAUUUACUGUAGUUCAUUGUUGAGGUCAAAGGUGAAAGGACAGACCCAGACCAUCAGGCCACCAGGCCACCAGACCACCACUGUAUCUCUCUGUUUAUGAAUAAAAACUUCAGAUUUCUGUUACCUACA
Seriola aureovittata is the source of this 2720-nucleotide messenger RNA. It is a transcript of the gene abcg1, whose product is annotated as ATP-binding cassette, sub-family G (WHITE), member 1. The coding region runs from base 61 to 2082 and encodes 673 amino acids. Gene Ontology annotation, biological process: cholesterol homeostasis. The transcript is spliced from 15 exons. Gene Ontology annotation, molecular function: ABC-type sterol transporter activity; ATP binding; ATP hydrolysis activity. NCBI's taxonomy places the organism in Eukaryota, Metazoa, Chordata, Actinopteri, Carangiformes, Carangidae. Gene Ontology annotation, cellular component: plasma membrane. The record is from RefSeq and is a predicted model, not a curated record.